CGGACCCUCCCUCCUUUCCACCACGUGUCCCUCCCUCUCUCCCGGAGGGGACGUGAGGACGGCUAAGAGGGAGAGGAUCGAAAGGACCGACGGAAGGAGAGGAGGAUGGUACCCUGACUCUCCGGGCUUCGCCCCCACCUCUCCAGACACCCACUCUCACUCACGCCGCCCCCUCCAAGCGCCCGCCCCCGCCCCGUGCGAGCUGUCCCGUCCUGCGCUCGGAGCCCCGCGCCCUGCUUCCUGUACCCCGCGUCCUGCGUCUUGCGACAUGGAGUCCGCCACCUUCCCCCUCCCAUUUCCCCUGAAAGAAGAGGAAGAAGAAGAAGAAAUUCAGACCAAGGAAAUAGAGGAUGGAUCCAUGGAUUUGCAGAGAGUGAGAAUCUGUGCAGAAGGUGGCUGGGUACCAGCCCUGUUUGAUGAGGUGGCCAUAUAUUUCUCUGAUGAGGAAUGGGAAGUUUUAACUGAGCAACAAAAGGCACUCUACCGAGAGGUCAUGAAAAUGAAUUAUGAAACCGUACUGUCCCUGGAAUUCCCAUUUCCUAAACCAGACGUGAUCUCUCAGUUGGAAGUAGAGGAAAGCCCUUGGGUUCCUUACCCUCAGAACUCUGAGGGAUGGAAACUCCAGGGAGGCGCCAUCACAGGGAAUGAAGAAUCUGAUCUAAAGCAUCCAGAGUGGACCCCCCCAUUGAGCAUCGCUCCUCAUUUCCCCCAACCACAGCAUCUUGAAAACUUUGCUUUCCAUCUGCCCCAAGACAUCCCAGAAAUGUCUGAGUGGAGUGAAGGGUACCCAUUCUUCAUGGCCAUGGGUUUCCCAGGGUAUGAGCUGGGGAUAGAUGACAUAGCAAGUAAGUUUCAGCUGAGUAGGGGGAUCCGCCGGAGCUAUGAUGCAGGCUUCAAGUUAAUGGUUGUGGAUUACGCAGAAAGUACUAACAACUGCCAGGCUGCCAAGCAGUUUGGGGUGUUGGAGAAAAAUGUCCGUGACUGGCGGAAAGUGAAGAUGCAACUGCAGAAUGCCCACGCGAUGCGACGCGCUUUUCGAGGCCCCAAGAAUGGAAGGUUUGCGCUGGUGGACCAGCGGGUAGCCGAGUAUGUGAGGCAGAGGCAGGCCAAAGGAGACCCCAUCACAAGAGAGGCAAUGCAACUCAAAGCCUUAGAAAUUGCCCAGGAAAUGAAUAUUCCUGAAAAGGGAUUCAAAGCAAGCUUAGGAUGGUGUCGUAGGAUGAUGAGGAGGUAUGACCUCUCUUUGAGGCAUAAGGUACCUGUGCCCCAGCAUCUGCCUGAGGACCUGACAGAGAAACUCAUCACUUAUCAGCGUAGCAUUCUGGCUCUUCGAAAAACACACGAUUACAUGGUGGGGCAGAUGGGGAAUGCUGAUGAGACUCCGAUUUGUUUGGAGGUACCAUCUCGAGUGACUGUUGACAACCAAGGGGAAAAGCCAGUUUUGGUGAAGACCCCAGGCAGGGAAAAACUGAAAAUCACAGCAAUGCUUGGUGUCUUGGCUGAUGGAAGAAAACUGCCUCCGUAUAUCAUUCUAAGGGGAACUUAUAUCCCCCCCGGAAAGUUCCCCAGUGGGAUGGAAAUUCGCUGCCAUCGGUAUGGAUGGAUGACGGAGGACUUGAUGCAGGACUGGUUGGAGGUGGUGUGGAAACGUAGGACUGGAGCAGUGCCGAGGCAGCGGGGGAUGCUGAUCCUAAAUGGCUAUCGAGGUCAUGCUACUGAUUCUGUUAAAAACUCCAUGGAAACCAUGGAUACAGACAUGGUCAUCAUCCCGGGAGGCUUGACUUCUCAGCUACAAGUGCUGGAUGUGGUAGUCUAUAAACCUCUGAAUGACAGUGUGCGUUCCCAGUACUCAGAGUGGCUCCUCGCUGGCAAUCUUGCGCUCAGCCCAACUGGGAAUGCCAAGAAGCCUCCCCUUGGCUUGUUUCUAGAGUGGGUCAUGGUUGCGUGGAACAGCAUCUCAAGUGAUUCCAUUGUCCAGGGAUUCAAAAAGUGCCACGUCUCCAGCAGCAUGGAUGAUGCAGACGUCCUGUGGGAAUUAGAGGGUGACUUGUCGGGAGGAGGUGAUCCCCCAAGAGAAGGUGAAGCUAACAGCAUGACUGAGAGCAACUGACGCAAAAGUUAAGCAAGUGGAACUGUGAAUGGAAACAACUGAGGAAGAAAAUCCUCAGGAAGCUUCCAGGGAAGCAGAUGCACAGGAAACAUCAGGAAAAUGCCAAGUUGAUCAGAGAAGCCUGGGUAAGAUGAGCCACGGGUGCAUCCCUUCCCAAGAACACAGAGCCCUUCCCCUCAGGAGAGACAUUUUCAUGAGAGAUUGGAUGUGGAAAAGAAAAACUGAGCUUCUGUUCUGUCCGUGGCACUGUCUUGAAGAUUAUUUCGUGUGCCCACCAGAAGCAGUCUGUAAAUAUCAUGGGUGGCAGGCAUUUCAUGGAGAAAAGCCCAUUUGUGCAUCACCAGAAACAUCACAUAGGAGACAAGCCCUACCACUGUCCUUUCUGUGGGGAAAGCGUCAAUAUUAUUUGUUUUGUUCCGCCUUUGGGAAUGCUCCCUAACGCCAUCCCACAUAAGUCAUAAGUGGGGAGGCAGUUCUGUAGCUGCAUGUAGUAUCACUUAGGAUUCCUUCUUUAUGUUUUCUUCUCUUACUGGAAAAACCAGAUACUGUUAAUGGCAAGAUAAAGACAGACAUCCUGGACUGGUGCCGGCGGAUAAAAUGCUCCUAUAGGCAGUUAAACUAGGUUAGGAUGGAAGAUAUAGGACAAUAGAGUAUUCUGUACUUAUUUACCCUCCCAAAUUAGCAGGCAGCUAGACUUCUAGUCUCAGACAUUGAUGGGGGUAUUUUCCCCAUUAUAUUUAAAGCUAAGGCAGCAGUUAAUACAAAGGCUGCCGUUGAUAAUUCCCAUAAAUUAUCUACUGUAUAUGGUACAAAGUCCAUUUAUUUCUCUUACUCAUCUGGCUAAUUUUUUUAAUAAAAGUUUUAUCUUCACAAGGGCAGUGAGGGGACUUGGACCUUUGGCCACUGCCAUUUGGGAACGUCAGUGUAACAACUCCACCUCUGCAAAAAAGAGGUACGGACAUUUUAUUGUGACAAUUUUUAGAGAUUUUCAUUCCCAUUCAGUCAAGGUGCGGUAGGAAAGCUUUUGUUCAAAGCUGCCUAGACCUCACCAGUAUAACAGAAAAGCUCAUGGACAAAGCUACAAUUAGAAACGCUAAUUCAAUACCAAAUCAGUGUAUCUAAAUACCAGUUACCUUUUUCUUGCUGUUUUCUCAGCUCACUUUUCCACUGCUAGUAAACCGCUCUUGCCUUCCUAAAAAUCCCUAUUUCUGACCAGGGACUCAGGUUCUCUGCAGGGACAUAACCUUUCGAAUGCCUUUUUCACUUAUUUUUCCACCAGGCAAAUGGUGGAUCCAAUUCAGUCUAACUUCUUUCUGCAGGAUAAAUGACAUGACUAAAUUUCAUUCUCUUCCUUUGAACUGCAUUUUUGCAGAAGUGCUUCUCUCCCCUAGACUCUAUCUACAUUUCCUCUCUUAACUCUGCUACUGGAACUAGUUUCAAGUUCCAAUCUCUUCCACAUGUCCCCUCUGAUCUUAGCUAGUCUUGUCCCUUACCCCUUUUUUGUUAUCCUAAAUCAUCUGUAAUUGAGAGGUUAUCUUGUACUGGAAGGUUCAAGAAUUUUGUGACCUAAAUUUCAGGAUCAUGGGUUAGAGGUUAGCUAAUUUUUUUUUCCACUGGUAAAGCUGGGCAGUGAAUUAAUCGGCACUUGUUUCAUUCUGUGAACAAUCCCUUCCAUUUCUUCGUCGGCAUCUUUUGGUGGUGGUUGUUCCAAACCCGUGAUUUCCCUAGUGCAGGGAAUUGUCCACAGGGCAGCUCCCUUUGCCAGUGCAGAUCUCGGAGAGUUGCCUAGAGCACUGAGAAGUGACUUGCCCAGGGUCACGCAGCCGGCAUCGGCCAGCUCUCUACACCACACUGCCUCUCAUCAGCAUCUGACGGGGUGCAUCAUACCAUAGAAUUCUUCUAGAGUAACAGUUCUAAUGUCAGGGUUUUCCGGGGCUCACAUGUUCUUCCACUGAUUUAAUUAUGAUCUAUGCCUCAAAGCCCCAACACUUUUACAGAACUAUUACUUAUAAUGACUGUAGCAUAUAUUUGUUUUCCUGGACUCAGAAUCAGAGAUAGGUGAAAUAGAAGGUAGGUAGAAAUUAACCCCAACAAUAAAAUUUGAUAAUAAAAA
Messenger RNA from Dromiciops gliroides (monito del monte), 4223 nucleotides. RefSeq names its product pogo transposable element derived with KRAB domain (gene POGK). Gene Ontology annotation, cellular component: nucleus. NCBI's taxonomy places the organism in Eukaryota, Metazoa, Chordata, Mammalia, Microbiotheria, Microbiotheriidae. Bases 269 to 2110 code for a protein of 613 amino acids. The transcript is spliced from 6 exons. Gene Ontology annotation, molecular function: DNA binding. Gene Ontology annotation, biological process: regulation of DNA-templated transcription. The record is from RefSeq and is a predicted model, not a curated record.